CGUGAUUGACAAGAGCAUAAAAACAAGCUACAGAAGCAAGGUUUAACGAAGAUAGAAGAGUAUUAUCGAAGAGCGAACAGUCACUUUAGAGUUUGAGAAGGCAACAUGGAGCGAUCAAAUGAUAUUUACACAAUUGGGCGUUUGCAAGCUUUCAGUGAUGCUGUCUCAGCAAUUGUGGCCACAAUACUUAUUCUUCCGCUGCAAAAAGUUGAUAGGUCCAACAGUAGCGAUUUUGAAGCUUAUUUGAGAGGCCAUUAUAGUCUUCUUAUUAUUUAUUUCAUUGCAUUUCUUGUUAUUUGUUCCGUCUGGGAGGCUCAUAUCAUGCGAUGGAUGGUUAUCUGUAGAGUGGACGACAUUCUUGUUUGUUUGAAUAUUAUAAGCUUGUUAUUUGUUUCAUUUUUGCCGUUUGCUGUCCGUCUUAUUAGCAAAUAUACGUAUCACAAAACACCGUUUGUACUCGUCUGUGGCAUAAUGCUUGUUUUGGAAGUAAUUGAACUUCUUAUGAUAUGGUAUUCUUUUACUCGACAUGAACUUUUGCGUGCUAGAUUAAGAAAUGCAUAUCCUUUUGAAAUAGAGCUAAAGAAAAACUAUAUUAUGAAACGAAAGAUAUUGAAUCCUGUUCUCUUUAUCCUGGCUGGUGCCUUGAGUUUCGUGAAUGUUAAAAUUUCGUGGGUUCUGAUUUUGCUUGUAAUCAUUACACCAUGCAUCAAUCGUCUGCUUGAUAUGAUUAUUUAUAGAUCAACAUUAGAUCCUGAAGAGCAACGUGUUCUUAUUUAUGAGUAUAUCAUUAGCAAAGAAAGAGUGGAAUGUUUUACUGAUGGUGUUUACUCUAUUGUUGCCACAUUCCUAGUUUUAGACAUCUCAAGUGAUCAUUUCCCUUCAAAAGAAGAUGUUGCAGCACAUGGAGUAGAGAAGACUUUAUCAACUAUGAAAUCAGAAUUUCUGACAUAUGUUGGUACAUUUGGUCUUUGUGGUCUACUGUGGUUUGUUCAUCAUUCCCUGUUCCAUAAUCUGGAGAAAAUGAGUUACCCGAUGGUGAUUAUGAAUAAUAUAUCACUGUCAUGUGUUGGAACAUUGCCGUUUCUUGUGACCAUCUUGAACUCAUAUGCUGAAGAUGAAAAUAAGUGUGACAGAUAUGCUAUUCAGUUUUGUUGUCUAAUUAUUGCUGUUGCUGGAUUCUCGCAGUUUGUGAUCUUCACAUUAGGACUUUGUAACAGCUCAAGAUAUAUAGACUACCAUGUUAUUCCUUGUGGACCCCAGAAUAUUAAUCAUAAUUAUCUUCUCAUAAAACUAUUGAUUAUUCCAACAGUGGCCACAGUUAUAUUUUGUGCAAGUUUUGCAAGCAAGUUUGAUUCAUAUAUUACAUACCAUGUGCUAGUGUUUGUAACACCUUUGAUCUUCAUUUUUGUUAAGUUUUUGUAUGUCAAGUUAGUAAAUAAUCGACGAGAAACUAUGACUAUUAUUCGUAAUGAAGCACUAUGGAACAAUAGAUGAAAUGGAAGUACCCCCUGACCAUUUGAACAUUUAAUUUGGCUUCAUGAGUGCAAUGAAUUGUUGUAUCAAUUGAUGUGUGUAUGAUUUAAUAAAUUGUUAAAAACAGUUAA
Molecule: messenger RNA, 1604 nt
Organism: Xenia sp. Carnegie-2017
Lineage: Eukaryota; Metazoa; Cnidaria; Anthozoa; Malacalcyonacea; Xeniidae
Product: endosomal/lysosomal potassium channel TMEM175-like
Exons: 1
Coding region: 106-1494 (462 amino acids)
Cellular component (GO): endosome; lysosome
Molecular function (GO): proton channel activity; potassium ion leak channel activity
Source: RefSeq, a predicted model, not a curated record